Exophiala viscosa is the source of this 1545-nucleotide messenger RNA. Its product is annotated as aspartic peptidase domain-containing protein. The transcript has 4 exons. Lineage: Eukaryota; Fungi; Ascomycota; Eurotiomycetes; Chaetothyriales; Herpotrichiellaceae. Gene Ontology annotation, molecular function: aspartic-type endopeptidase activity. Gene Ontology annotation, biological process: proteolysis. The record is from RefSeq and is a predicted model, not a curated record. Bases 1 to 1545 code for a protein of 514 amino acids.
AUGCAUUCCGCCGUUCUACGCUCAUUGGCAACAGUGCCCAUCUUGUGCACUCUCGCGUCCGCUGGCCACAUCUCCCUUGGUAUCCAAAGGACCAGAGGUCUUGACAAGAGGGCGCUUUCUCCCCGAGAUGCCGGUUCUAUUGGUGUGGAGCUUGUUGAAUCAGCGGACGAGAGUCUGUACGCCAUCAGCUUGAGCGUUGGCACACCACCACAGCCUUUUGACCUUCAACUUGACACGGGCAGCAGCGACCUGUGGGUUCCGUGGGCUGGCGCCCAAGCUUGCAUCGAUCAAGGCGGAUGCCCAGGCGGUGACUUCCAAUACAACGAAUCCAGCACGUUCCAGGUGCUAUUCAACAAUUUUUCUAUACAAUACGGAGACGGAACUGGAGAUACCGGGGACUAUUUCACCGACACGGUCCAGCUUGGGAAUACCACGGUGCAGAACUUUACCAUGGGCCUUGCACUAGACACAACAAACGGGGCACAUCUGAAUAACACCGGCCAAGGUCUUCUGGGAGUCUCGUACCCUACCAAUGAAGCUGGCUAUCACGAAGCAGGGUUCGAGACCCUCACCAUCUACGAGCAGAUGGUGUCCCAGGGGCUCAUUGCUCGCUCCGCAUACAGCUUAUACCUCGAUGACAUGGAAGUCGGAAAGGGCACAAUUCUCUUUGGUGGCGUUGAUCCCAGCAAGUACAAGGGCGAUCUGACUGUACUACCACUUCAACCCGACCCGGCAACAACGUUCGUUGACGCAUUCUACGUGAGCCUCACAGAUGUGUCUUAUGAUGAAGGUUCGGACAAGACCUCCCUGUUUGCACCCGGGUACACGGGCUGUGCUGUUCUCCUCGACAGCGGCACCACACGGUCCUACAUCCCAGCCGAGGCGUUCAACAACCUUGUCCAAGGUCUGGGCGGGUACGUUGAUGGCACCGGCGACUAUUAUGUCCCUUGCGACAUGCCGGCUGGCAACGCGACAAUAUCUUUCCAAUUCGGCGGCAGUGAGGGCAUUGAGAUGGCCAUUCCAUUGUCCACCUUCAUUUCCCCGGACGCCUCGUCGCAGCUUGCGGACGGCACGAACCUGUGUAUACUGGCUCUCCAAGCCGCGUCCACACCCUACGACAUCAUUCUGGGCGAUUCCUUCCUCAGGUCCUUCUAUGUCGUCUACGAUGUGGCUAAUGACCAGGUGGCUAUUGCAACGGCCGCGCUGAACGCCACCGCCACAGGAAGUGUCACUGCGAUUCCUAGCGGGACUAGUAUUCCUGGUGCUUCAAGUACUGCCAACUUGGCUGUGCCCACGAUUGCCAAUAUCUCGACUUGGACUCCUACCACGACGGCGAUCGCAACCGCCUCUCUAGCUGCUACAUUUACUGAUCUCCCUAGUGUGACGGCAGCUGCGACGGGUGCGACGACAGGAGGAGCUUCGACCUCGGCAUCUGCUUCGGGCACUUCUUCUGGCACCUCUUCAGGAGCGGCUGACGUGACUGCUCACGGCUCGGGCCUGGUUGUUGUCUUCUUCAUGGCUGUGUCUGCGCUCUUCUUAUUUUAA